AUGGAAUAUUUAGCUAAUGGAUUACAGAAUAAUCAAGCAUUGAGAUCGUUGUCUCUUGACUGUAAUGACGUUGGUAGUGAAGGAGCUCAAUAUCUUGCUAAUGCUUUACAACAUAAUACGACACUUACGAUGUUGAAUUUAUCUCAUAAUCCCAUCCAUAAUGAAGGAGCACAAUAUUUAGCUAAAGCACUAGAAAAUAAUGCUACACUGGCAUCAUUGUGUCUUAUGUCUACUUCUAUCGGUUUUGAAGGAACACGUGCUCUUUAUGCUGGAUUACGAAACAAUCGAACACUAACAUCAUUAAAUCUUUGGGAAAUUCCGAUUUGCUCACAAGGAGCACAAUAUCUAGCAAAUUUAUUACAGACGAAUAACAUUACACUCACGAUACUUUCAAUGGGAAUCAAUGGUAUUGGUCCUAAAGGAGCACAAUAUAUAGCUAAAGCUUUGGAAAAAAAUAAUGUAAAAUGA
Messenger RNA from Rotaria sp. Silwood1, 468 nucleotides. NCBI's taxonomy places the organism in Eukaryota, Metazoa, Rotifera, Eurotatoria, Philodinida, Philodinidae. The record is from the annotation of a GenBank genome assembly.